This is a messenger RNA of Eremothecium gossypii ATCC 10895, 147 nucleotides long. The record is from the annotation of a RefSeq genome assembly. NCBI's taxonomy places the organism in Eukaryota, Fungi, Ascomycota, Saccharomycetes, Saccharomycetales, Saccharomycetaceae.
AUGCCACAAAUAAUUCCAUUUUUCUUUAUGAAUCAAUUAACUUAUGGUUUUCUAUUUAUUUUACUAAUUUUAUUCUUACUAUCUUAUGUAUUUUUACCUAUGAUUUUAAGAUUAUAUAUCUCUAGAUUAUAUAUUUCUAAAUUAUAA